This is a messenger RNA of Cucurbitaria berberidis CBS 394.84, 884 nucleotides long. RefSeq lists its product as uncharacterized. The record is from RefSeq and is a predicted model, not a curated record. The transcript has a single exon. NCBI's taxonomy places the organism in Eukaryota, Fungi, Ascomycota, Dothideomycetes, Pleosporales, Cucurbitariaceae. Bases 41 to 532 code for a protein of 163 amino acids.
CUGGACGAUACUUCUACGAACCCUCAUACCACUGUUUGGUAUGCCGUUUCGCGACAAUUUCCGACUCGAUCUCGCCGUCGUAGCCUUAUCCAGCGGGAACAAGUACCCUCUGGAAAUAGCCAGUUUCAUCCAUUCUUCCGAGCCACUUCUUGCUAUAUUUAAGGAUAUCGAGAACACCUCGGCUUCACUCCACUACACGAACCAGGGCCGUAGACGGGUUGAUGUCGAGCACAUACUUGGACCACUUGCAGCCAACAAGUGGCAGCUCUUCAUAUCGAAUCAGGAGGUUACUACGAGGGAUCAUUGUUGUCGUCUGCAAUUGAAAUGCCGGUUGUCCUUCUACACGGAGUAUGCAUUGUGGAAAGUUGAAACGGCUUACAUGACUUUGAUCGAGGUUCGGGAUCAGUUGAUGCGAGGGCAGGCAGGUCGGGAUGAUAGCAGACUCGCUCGACAGAUCACGGGGCACGAGAUGGGUGAGGCCUUCAGGCAGUUGGGGAUGCAGCUGAUCUCCCGAGACGAUACUCAAUUCUAGAUAGGGACUCGCAUAUCUGUUCUUCCACGGAAACUGCACUUCUUCAGUCUCUCUUCGGUUAUCAGGAAGCUUUCCGGGAACCAAUCUGGCUUCUCAUGAAAAGAACCUUGGUCAAUCAUACCAGCCAGUGCCUCCGCCGACUUCAGACACAGCACCAUGCCAUGCCCGUUGAACCCAGCAGAGAUCCACAUGCCCUUUUUAUACGGUACUUCACCAACAAAUGGCCGUCCAUCUGCCGUCGCGCCCAUGAUACCCGUCCAUUCUUGUACGACCCGUCCUGAUAUCUCCUCGUCAGAAGUCUCGCCCCAGUUAUCAGCACCAAAGUAUCCCGUCAAGCUCUCGUGAAGAUAUU